AUGGCAAGCUUCACAAAGAAGCGCGUGUCAUAUUUCUACCAUCCCGAGGAAGGGCACUUUUACUAUGGCCCUGGUCACCCAAUGAAGCCGCACCGCAUGAAACUAGCUCACCAUUUGGUGGUGAAUUAUGAUUUGUACCGCAAAAUGGACAUUUUUGAGCCACAUAUUGCUUCGGCCGAGGAGAUUAAGAAUUUUCACGCGCCAGACUACAUUGACUUUUUGCAGCGAAUCAGCCCCAACAAUCAGAAAGACUUGGCCCCGGAACUACAGAAAUUCAACUUGGGUGAAUUGACGGACUGCCCGGUGUUCGACGGCAUUUUUGACUUUUGUCAGAUUUAUUCGGGAGGCACGUUAGAUGCUGUAAGUCGACUGAAUCACGGACAAUGUGACAUUGCCAUCAAUUGGGCAGGGGGUCUGCACCACGCCAAAAAGUCGGAAGGAUCAGGAUUCUGUUACGUAAACGACAUUGUGCUGGCUUUCUACGUGACAGACCGGGUGAUGACUGUAUCGUUUCACAAGUACGGAGACUUUUUUCCUGGCACAGGCGAUAUUAAGGAUAUCGGCACCAAAAACGGCAAAUAUUACGCUGUUAAUUUCCCGUUGCUGAGCGGCAUGGACGAUGCAAGUUACGAAAGCGUUUUUAAACCGGUGAUUCAAAAGGUGAUGGAAACGUUUGCUCCGUCAGCUGUAGUGUUGCAGUGCGGUGCAGACUCGCUCACGGGAGACCGUCUUGGAUGCUUUAAUGUUACUACACGAGGGCACGGGGAAUGCGUGAGAUUUGUGAAAAGUUUUGGUUUGCCCUUACUAGUGCUUGGAGGUGGUGGGUACACCAUCCGAAAUGUUUUGAGAGCAUGGGCAUACGAGACAUCGAUUUUGCUGGAUGAAGAAGUGUCGAACAAUAUUCCAUACAACGACUACUUUGAGUUCUACGCCCCAAACUUCAAGCUGCAUUUGGAGCCGGAUUUGGAACUUGAAAAUGCUAAUUCGAGGGAGUAUCUAGAAGAAUGCAAGAAUAAAAUUUUUGAGAAUCUUCGAGCUUUGACUGGGGCGCCAAGCAUUCAAAUGAGUCGAGCGCCUCCGACGUACAUGCUGCGUGAAGAAGAUGAAGACGCAGCGGACCCGGACUUGCGUACGGACAACGACGGAAAACGACAUCACGAGGCCGAGUUCUAUCAAGACGACAAGGAUCAGCAAGGAAACGACGAUGCUAAUGCUGGAAAUAGCAGUAUAGCAGCAAUUUGUCUUCACCAGGAUAGAGAAGCGGACAAUGCAGCUCCAGAUGUUAUUCCCAUGGAUGUGGACUAG
Molecule: messenger RNA, 1305 nt
Organism: Peronospora belbahrii
Lineage: Eukaryota; Oomycota; Peronosporomycetes; Peronosporales; Peronosporaceae
Source: the annotation of a GenBank genome assembly